AUGUUCGACAGAUCUGCUUCGCGGGAGCUCUUUAAUUGUCAUAGAUACGAGGACUUCCUGAAUGGCGGAAUUAACGGAUCUAUAACAGACGAGCAACUUGAGCGCGCUGAGACUAGUGUUCAACCCUCGGAUGUAUUGAACAUGCAAUUUACUUCUGGUGAGAAAAUGUCUUUUAAAUACAUCGCUCUUCGAUUAGCUUUGCAGCCUCUGACAGGCCUUCAGGUACUACUGGCCUUCCGAAAGUCUCUAUGCUCACACACAAUAUGCUGUCCACCGCCCCUAUUCCACUGCUUCGGCCUGGUCAUGGGAUUUCUCGCAUCCUUCACCCAUGGCAGCACUAUCGUGCUUCCCUCAGACAGAUUCAACGCGAGGCAAACUCUCGAUGCAGUUGAGGCAGAGAAGGCUACUGCACUACUCGGUGUCCCCACAAUGUUCAUAUCAGAGCUAGAACAGAUGGAAUCACAGCCUCGGAGAAUCACAACCGUGCGUACUGGUCUCGUUGCUGGCUCGCCUGUGUCGCCUAGCCUGAUGGAUGAAUUGAGAGCCGAGAUGAAUGUCCAGGGAAUGCUUAUUGCGUAUGGAAUGACGGAGACGAGUCCCGUGACCUUCAUCACUUCCCUAGACGAUCCAGAUGACAGAAUGCUGACUAGUCUUGGUCGUGUUCUUCCCCAUACCGCAGCCAAGAUAGUCGACACCAAUGGAAACGUGCUUCCUAUCGGGGAACGCGGGGAGAUCUGUACGAGUGGGUUUGCCUUGCAAAAAGGAUACUACAAAGACGAGAUCAAGACACUGGAAGUAAUGAGACGGGAUGAGAAUGGCGUGUUGUGGAUGCAUACUGGUGACGAGGGAUACUUGGACGAACGAGGUUACGGUUUCAUCACUGGCCGUAUCAAAGACCUGAUUAUCCGCGGCGGUGAGAAUCUGUCGCCCAGCGAAAUUGAGAACCAGCUUCUCCGUCAUCCAAAAAUCAGAGAAGCGUGCGUGGUGGCAGUCAAAGAUAGGAUCCACGGCGAAGUAGUCGCAGCCUUCUUACAAGCGUGCUCACCAGAGAAGAGACCAUCAGAUGGAGAUAUUAGGGAUUGGGUUUUGCAGGAUCUGAGCCCAGUCAAAGUUCCGGCUUUUAUCUUCUGGCUUGGUCACGAUGGCGUGGAUGCUGAGUUGCCCAAGACGGGAAGUGGAAAGUAUCAGAAGCAUAUCAUUCGCGAUAUCGCAGACCGGCUAGUAAGAAAAUCAAGCACAACAGAGGAUUGA
Messenger RNA from Fusarium musae, 1251 nucleotides. RefSeq lists its product as uncharacterized. NCBI's taxonomy places the organism in Eukaryota, Fungi, Ascomycota, Sordariomycetes, Hypocreales, Nectriaceae. Bases 1 to 1251 code for a protein of 416 amino acids. The transcript is spliced from 2 exons. The record is from RefSeq and is a predicted model, not a curated record. Gene Ontology annotation, molecular function: medium-chain fatty acid-CoA ligase activity. Gene Ontology annotation, biological process: fatty acid metabolic process.